Guyanagaster necrorhizus is the source of this 674-nucleotide messenger RNA. RefSeq lists its product as uncharacterized. Bases 179 to 592 code for a protein of 137 amino acids. The record is from RefSeq and is a predicted model, not a curated record. The transcript is spliced from 3 exons. Lineage: Eukaryota; Fungi; Basidiomycota; Agaricomycetes; Agaricales; Physalacriaceae.
UCUCUUGUUUCGUCGCCAUACUACGCCUCCAUUGACGAUGCUUAUCGGGACAAAGUUCGUAUACCUAGAUGCAAAUGUGGGAUUAUGGGAACCAAGUCAUCUACGGAGGCCUCUGGAGUUCCUUUGACGUCCUUUCACAAUGGGAUAACCGAACUGCUGUUUGGUUUUGCGUAAUCGGAUGAAUCACCGUAGACGCUUGUCCAUCUUUCUCUUGCGAGCCAAUGCCGACGCCACUCGCACCAGGGGCUGGAUCAAACAUCACGCAAUCGCUGUCAGCGCCGCUAAUUAUCUCACAUCGUUGUUUCCAAAAUACAUCAAUUGCGGGCAACUCGUAACGGCACCCAUCGGAGGAUGGGCAAUAGGUCCCUGGGAGGUUCUCGCUACCGGGGAAACGUUCUUGACAUUCACAGUGAGCACAAUGUUCGUGGCGGAAGCAUUCAUCGAAGCACAUCAGUCUCCAUGCUCUGUCAUCAUGAGUCCCAUUUCUCGCUCAUUUCCGCAUGUCUACGACAGAUUAUUGGGUUUACCCGACGCUGGUCAAUACGCUGUUUCUACAUUGGUUCCGAAAGCUAUCACCGCCGAGGACUUAUGAGCAGAUGCAUUUUGAAAUCCACGGAAAAAGAGAAACUAUUUUUAUAGCCUCCUGAGCUGGUCCAUGGUUUAAAUCUACCGCA